CACCUCUAGUUCAUGUCCAUUGGUCAUACAUGUAAGUUUGUUCUUUGGCUUUUCCAUUUCCUAUACUAUUCUUAACCCCACCCCUGUCUAUUUUGUACCUGCCAUUUAUGCUUCUUAUUCCCUGUACCUUUUCCCUCAUUUCCCCUCCUCCCCCUCCCCACUGACAACCCUCCAUGUGAUCUCCAUUUCUGUGUUUCUGUUCCUGUUCUAGUUGUUUGCUUAGUUUGUUUUGUUUUUGUUUGUUUUAGGUUUGGUUGUUGAUAGUUGUGAGUUUGUUGUCAUUUUUACUGUUCAUAUUUUUGAUCAUCUUCUUUUUCUUAGAUAAGUCCCUUUAACAUUUCAUACAGAAAGGGCGUGGUGAUGAUGAACUCCUUUAAUUUGACCUUGUCUGGGAAGCUAAGGCUCUACCCUGUACUACAUAAUUGGCAUGCCGAGAUAAAAAAUGUGGCCCAAAUGGAAGAACUGAUCAAAGCUCUGUUUUGAGAAAAAAUACAACUAAGUGAUGAAGAGAUAGCCCACCUAUGAAAUGCAAAGUUCAAAACACUGGUAAUCAGUAUGCUCACAGAAAUAGAGCUCCACCUCAGAUAAGGCGUCCCAAUCGAGAAGUAAAACCUCUGAGGAAAGAAAUGCCAGGAGCGGGAGCCAGGGGACCAGUAGGCCGAGCACAUCCUAUAUCGAAGAAUGAGAAACCCUCCACAAGUAGGGACAAGGAUUGUAAAGCAAGAGGGAGAGAUGAAAAGGGACGGAAAAAUAUGCAAGAUGGUAUGAGUGAUGGUGAAAUUCCAAGAUUUGAUGGUGCUGGAUAUGAUAAGGAUCUGGUGGAAGCCCUCGAGAGAGACAUUGUGUCCAGGAAUCCUAGCAUUCAUUGGGAUGAUAUAGCAGAUCUGGAAGAAGCUAAGAAGUUGCUAAGGGAAGCUGUUGUUCUUCCGAUGUGGAUGCCUGAUUUCUUCAAAGGGAUUAGAAGGCCAUGGAAGGGUGUGCUGAUGGUUGGACCCCCAGGCACUGGAAAGACCAUGCUAGCUAAAGCUGUUGCCACCGAAUGCGGCACAACAUUCUUCAACGUUUCCUCUUCUACACUGACAUCCAAGUAUAGAGGUGAAUCCGAGAAGUUAGUCCGUCUGCUGUUUGAAAUGGCUAGAUUUUAUGCCCCAACCACAAUCUUCAUUGAUGAGAUAGAUUCUAUCUGCAGUCGAAGAGGGACCUCUGAUGAGCAUGAAGCAAGUCGCAGAGUCAAGUCUGAGCUACUCAUUCAGAUGGAUGGAGUUGGAGGAGCUUUAGAGAAUGAUGAUCCUUCCAAAAUGGUUAUGGUAUUGGCAGCUACUAAUUUCCCAUGGGACAUUGACGAAGCUCUGCGAAGGAGAUUAGAAAAAAGGAUUUAUAUACCUCUCCCAACAGCAAAAGGAAGAACCGAGCUCCUAAAGAUCAAUCUUCGUGAGGUUGAAUUGGAUCCUGAUAUUCAGCUGGAAGACAUAGCAGAGAAGAUCGAGGGCUAUUCUGGUGCUGAUAUAACUAAUGUUUGCAGGGAUGCAUCCUUAAUGGCAAUGAGACGGCGCAUCAAUGGCUUAAGUCCAGAAGAAAUCCGUGCACUUUCAAAGGAAGAGCUUCAGAUGCCUGUUACCAAAGGAGACUUUGAGUUGGCUCUUAAGAAAAUUGCAAAGUCUGUCUCUGCUGCAGACUUGGAGAAGUAUGAGAAAUGGAUGGUUGAAUUUGGAUCUGCUUGAAUUUUUGUCAGCUCUUUCAUUCUGGUAUUUUUAUUUAUAAAAUGUGAAGAAAUUCAUGCAUUUAAAAAAUAGGUUUGGAAACUUUUAAUUGGGGAGAUUUUUCACUUAAAGGCAAACAAUCUAAAACUACAGAGUAUAAAUGUAGUUGGAAAAUAAGAGGAGCUCACGUAGGAAACCUGAUGGUCCCUGUCACCCAACUGUGUGCGUUAAUAUGGCAACCCCAAACCAGGAUGCGAGGGCAGUGGAAGAAAGGGACCAGUGUGCUAUUGUGGAAGCUCGUUUACAAAAGAUUUAGAAGGACCUCUAUUUCUCACUUGCAUUUGUUAUCUUUUGCUUUUUGUGUUUUUCUAUUCUUUUCUCUAAACAUGAGGGCUCUACACGUGUUGACUAUUAAUAUCAAAACUGAGGUUGUAUCAGAUUCAUUAUUCAUUGAGAAUGAUAGUUGUGGAUUAAAUAAUGAAUUUACUAGUUAAACCUCUAGAAUUCAGCUCUUUACUAUUAAAGUCUAUUAUGUGGUCUGAAUUUUUACCCUUCGUCCCCCACCAUUUCUUCUAUCAUUAGCCUUUCAUCACUUAUUGAGUGCUGGGUGAGAAUAUCCUCAUGCUUUGGUGGUUUUUGAGUCAUUUUGCCAGGUGACUUCUCUAGUUGUGAGUAUUUUUGCUGGUACUUCCCAUAUUUCAUAUUGGAAGGGUGGGAAGAAUAUUAUGGUACAGUGCACUUCUUCAUUCUAGACCUCUGGGUUUGUUUUCGCUUUUCUUUAAAUUCGGUCAAACAGAUAAACCCAUUACUUUUUUCAGCUCUAACAUUGUUUGAUUUUUGUUGAAUUUGACCUUUUAAAAAAAUAUUUUAUUUAUUUAUUUUUAGAGAGAGGGGAAGGGAAGGAGAAAGAGAGGGAGAGAAACAUCAAUGUGUGCUUACCUCUCAUGUGUCCUUUACUGGGGACCUGGCCUGCAACCCAGGCAUGUGCCCUGACUGGGAAUUGAUCCAGCAACCCUUUGCUUCACAGGCCCAUGCUCAAUCCACUGAGCUACACUGGCCAGGGCUGAAUUUGACUUUUCUAUUAUAAGUAAAUACUUUUGUAUUCUGAACAAGUCUACUCUCUUGUGACUAAUGCAAAACAAACAAAACCAAAUUUAUAGUUUUUCAGAUAGCUUAUUUAACAGAAUAGCAUUGUACAUAAUGAAUAAUGCUCAUUUGAAAUUUUUUUAAUUGUGCUUUGUCAAGGUUGAUAACUUGGGCACAAAAUAGAGAGAUUAGGAUAGAGAGAUGCCAUGCUUAAUCAGUUCAGCAGGAAUUAGACUGAACGAGGCCAGAAAAAGUAGACAACCUAUGUCUAAUCACAAAUGGAGUGAGUCUUGUGGUGUUUAAAAUUACAUUUGUUUAAAAUCACAUUUAUCCUAUUUCGAUUGGGCAGCCUAUGCUUUAAUGGUCAAGCUUUUAACAUUUUUAUUUGAUGAUAUUCUGACUUUUCAAUUUUAGAGAGUACCUAUUGGUUUAAAAAAAACAUCCAUAACUCUUUAGAUACUUUAUAAAACACCUUUUAGUAUCUUAGGAGAUUUUUUUUCCUACUAAGAACUAUGUAAUUUACAGAUAACUUAAAUCUGACUAAAUUCCAAUAUUCAUCUUAUGCUAUAAAUUACCCACUUUCUUCUGAGGGAUAGAUUAUAAGAAUUUAUAAGUUUUUUAAGAUUUUAAAACCAUUGUUUUAUUUUAAUUUGAAUUCAUCUUAAAAAUUAGAUGAAAGAAGUUUCCUUUUAUUCAUUUCUUUCUACCCAUUUUUAUUUUUAUUUUUUAAUUGUUAUAUGUCAAUUAUAGUUGACAUACAAUAUGUUAGUCUCAGGUACACAAUCCCUUAAUUAGAUAUUAUAUAACUUUCAAAGUGAUUAUCCUGAUAAAUCUAGUACCCAUGUGACGCCAUAUGUAAUAAUUACAAUAUUAUUGACUUAUAUUCCCUAUGCUGUACUUUACAUCCCCAUGACUAUUCUAUAACUGACAAUUUGUACUUCUUAAUCCCUUCACCUUUCUUACCCAUCCCCAAACCCCAAUCCCUUCUGGCAACCAUGAAUAUGUUCUCCAUAUGUGAGUCUGUCUCUGUUCUACUUGUUUAUUUUGUUUCUUAGAUUCAGUUGUUGAUAGAUAACGUACAUAUUGUCAUUUCAUUGUUCAUAUUUUUUUAUCUUUUUUUUUUAAAGAAGACCCGUCAACAUUUCACUUAGUACUAGUUUGGUGGUAAUGAACUCCUUUAGCUUUUUCUUCUGUGGGAAACUCUUUAUCUGUAUUUUGAUUCUACAUGAUAGCUUCACUGGGGAGUAAUCUUGAUUGUAGGUCCUUACUUUAAAUCACUUUGAAUAUUUCUUGCCAACCCUUUGUGGCCUGCAAAGCUUCUUUUUUUGAAAUAUUUAAUUUAUUUUUAAAAAAUAUAUUUUAUUGAUUAUCCUAUUAUAGUUGUCCUAUUCCCCCCCCCUUAUUCCCCUCUACCCUACACACCCCUCCCACCCACAUUCCCCCCCUUUAGUUCAUGUCCAUGGGUCAUACAAAUAAGAUCUUUGGCUUCUCCAUUUCCUAUACUAUUCUUAACCUCCCCCUCUCUAUUUUCUACCUACCAUUUAUGCUACUUAUUCUCUGUACCCUUUUCCCCUCUCUCCCCUUCCAUGUGAUCCCAAAUUCUGUGAUUCUGUUCCUGUUCUAGUUGUUGGCUUAGUUUGUUUUUCUUUUAGGUGUGGUUGUUAAUAACUGAGUUUGUUGUCAUUUUACUGUUCAUAUUUUUAAUCUUUUUCUUAGAUAAGUCCCUUUAACAUUUCAUAUAAUAAGGGCUUGGUGAUGAUGAAUUCCUUUAACUUGACCUUAUCUGGGAAGCACUUUAUCUGCCCUUCCAUUCUAAAUGAGAGCUUUGCUAGAUAGAGUAAUCUUCAAUGUAGGUCCUUGCCUUUCAUGACUUUGAAUACUUCUUUCCAGCCCCUUCUUGCCUGCAAAAUUUCUUUUGAGAAAUCAGUUGACAGUUUUAUGGGAACCCCUUUGUAGGUAACUCUCUCCUUUCCUCUUGCUUCUUUCAGGUUUCUAUCCUGAUCUUUAAUUUUGGGUAACUUGAUGAUAUGCUUUGGUGUAUUCCUCUUUGGGUCCAAUUUGUUUGGGAUUCUCUGAGCUUCCUGGACUUCCUGGAAGUCUAUUUCCUUUGCCAGAUUGGUGAAGUUCUCCUUCAUUAUUUUUUCAAAAAAGUUUUCAAUUUUUUGCUCUUCCUCUCCUUCAGGUACCCAUAUGAUUCUGAUGUUGGAAUGUUUAAUGUUGCCUUGGAGGUUCCUAUGCCUUUCCUCAUUUUUUGGAAUUCUUGUUUUUUUCAUUCUGUUCUGUUUGAAUGUUUCAUUCUUCCUUCUGCUCCAAACCACUGAUUUGAGUCCUGGUUUCUUUACUAUCACCAUUGGUUCCCUGUACAUUUUCCUUUAUUUCACUUAGCAUAGCCUUCAUUUUUUCAUCUGAUUUGCGACCAUAUUCAACCAAUUCUGUGAGCAUCCUGAUUACCAGUGUUUUGAACUUUGCCUCUGAUAGGUUGGCUGUCUCUUUGUUGCUUAGUUGUAUUUUUGCUGGAGCUUUGAUCUGUUCUUUCAUUUGGGCCAUUUUUUUUGUCUUGGCACACCUGUUAUAUAAUAAGGGGCAGAGCCUUAGGUGUUCGCCAGGGCAGGGAACCCAUGUUGCUUCUUUGUGAUGCUGUAUAUGGGGGAGGGGUCUGAGAGGGAACAGUGUCACUUGCUCUGCUCUCUAUGUGCUUUCAGUCACUUGCCCAGCUACCCACAAGCAAUUUGGGUCCUUCUGGUGCUGAUUCCCAGUGAGAGGGUUUGUGCAUGCCCUAGGACCCUGUGGGUCUCUCCAACAAAUUCUCCUGUGAGGCAGGGAGUUUCUCCUGCUGCUUCAACCCCCACAAGUAUUUUCAGUCAGAGGCUUUGAGGCUUUAUUUUCCCAUUCUGGACCCCUGGGUUUCGCAGUCUGUCUCCCUACCCAGUUGUUCUUCCCAGUUUAUCUGCACACAAAUAUGGGACCACCCAGUCUGCCAGCUGCCACCUUGCUGCUAGUCCUCUCUGCCCAGCUGCCUGUCUCUGCCCAUCUUUGCCUCUCCUACUGGUCUGAAUGAAUGUUUCUUUUAACUCCUUGGUUGUUGGAUUUCCAUAGAGUUCAAUUUUCUGUUAUUGAAUUUGUUGUCCUUUUGGUUGUUUAAGGAGGCACAGUGUGUUUGCCUACACCUCCAUCAUGGCCAGAAGUUCUCUAGACUUCGAAGAUUUUGUUGAGAAAUCAGCCAACAGUCUUAUGGGAACUCCCAUGUAGGUAACUAACUGCUUUUGUCUUUCUGCCUUUUAGAUUCUCUGUGUUUAAGCUUUGCAUUUUUAUUUUGAUAUGUCUUGGUGUGGGCCUCUUUGAGUUCAUCUUAUUUGGGCCUUUCUGUGCUUCCUGGAUUUGGAUUUCCUUCACCAAGGUGAGAAAGUUUUCUGCCAUUAUUUUUUUGGAUUGGUUUCCAAUUUCUUCCUCCCUCCUUCUCCUUCUGGGACCCCAAUGUUGUAAAUGUUGAUACACUUGAAGUUGUUCCAGAGGCUUACAGUAUCCUCACUUCUUUGGAUUCUUUUUUCUUCUCUCUGUUCUGAUUUGGUGUUUUUUGCUUCCUCAUAUUUCAUACUGCUCAUUUGAUACUCAUCUUCAUCUACUCCACUGUUGAUUCCCUGUAAAUUAUUCUUCACUUCAGUUAGUGCAUCCUUCAUUUCUGACUUUUCCUUUUUUAUGGUUUUGAUAUUUGUUUUUAUGCAGUUGAAGUUCUCACUAAGUUCAUCUACUCUUUCCCCAAGUUCAUUGAGCAUCCUUAUAAGCAGUGUUUUGAACUCUGCAGCUAGUAGAUUACUUGUCUCCAUUUUGUUCUUUUUCUGGAAUUUUGUUCUGUUCUUUCAUUUAGGACAUAUUUCUUGCAUUUUUUAAAUUCUCAUCUGAGCAUAUAUUUAUUGAUUUUAGGGGGAACAGGAUGAGAGAGGGGGAAGAGGAGAGAGAGAGACAGAGACAGAGACAUCGAUUGGUUGCUUCCUGUAUACUCCCCAACUGAGAUCAAACUCGCAGCCUGAAAAUGUGCCUUGACUGGAUUGAAUUCGAAACCUUCUGGUGCACAGGUUGGUGCUCCAACCAACCAAGUCUCCUGGCCCAGGCUGUUUCUUUCAUUUUUAAUUAAAGAAAUAAUCCCACUAAGAUAAUCUCACAAACUUGCCAUCCAGUAAAAUUUUUUUUCUGAAGUACUAGGAGCAGUCAUUGAAACUUGUUUGUAUUCUUUAGUUAAUUAGACCAUUUUUUCUGGUUUUGUGUUACUUCUCUUGGCAUGUAUUUCAUUUUUGAAAAAAUUCUUCAUGGAUAGUUAUAUAGUAAUUGUGAUUUAAAAAAUUGUGAUUUUUUAAAUCACAAUUAAAAAAAUACUGCUUAUUAGUCAAGCAGUAUUUGUAAACUCAAGCUUCCUGGAAGCUUAUUUUAAGCAAGUUAAGUGAGUCAAGCAUGCUUUUUUGUUUGGUUCACAGGCCCGUGCUCAAUCCACUGAGCUACACCAGCCAGGGCAAGCAUGCUUUUUUGUUUCCUUUGUUUCUUGUUUUGUUCUGUUGGUGGAUGCUGAACAUACCAUGCAUCUUCAGCCCCUUAAGCCACCCGGCGGGACCUCUCGGGUGUUCUGUUUUGCCUUGGCAGUGCAUUGUGUGCACAGCAUCAUUACUGCCAGGCAGCGCGUCGCUUUACCCAGAAUGAGAGUGUUGUUGCAUUUUAUUUUUUUCUAUGCUGCAUUAUCAAAUUAGAAAGGUUUGGUCCCUGUCAUUCAUCUGGAUUUUACAACACUGAGGUGUUAGGACUAGGUUUGUGCAGUUCUGUCUCACACACACCUGAUCAGGUCAUUCCUACAUUCAGCAGACUUGCUUUGGGUGAUUCCUGUGUCCAACAGCCCGGUGAGGGGUGGGGCAGGGAAGAGCCUGAUGGGAGCUUUAUGCUUAUGGAGUUGGACCAUGCAGCACAGGCCUGACUGGGCACUUUUCAUAACUACACAGUGUGGCCUUGAGUGCAGCUAGUGAAACGAGUUUGGGUUAUAAAUGGAGACGCACAGUAACCUGAGUGUGCUUUGGAAAGAAAAUAAGUAAAAGGUUUUCUCUGUUUUGCUCUUUAAAUCUGUUUUAAAGUUAGAACUGAUAUCCGUUUAUCUGAAAAAUAUAACAUACAGAUCUGGCUAGUUUUAUUAAUCAGUUUUGUGAUUUCUAAGCUACAUGUUUAUUGUAAACAUGUACACAUGUAAUUAUGGUAGACAUGUAAUGUUACAUGUUAUAUGUAAACAUUUUGUUCUCAUAAGUUCUUCAUUGUUUAAAGGAACUAAUAUUGAUGAAAUGUAACAGACAAGUAGCUCUUUAGUGUAGACUGAAACUUUUUAGUAAUGCAGGUGGACAGUAGACAAGGGCAUCACAGACUUUGUCUUCAGGUCAGUAGCAGCACAGGCAUUGCAGAGGGACCAGACCCUCUUGAGCUUGGACCUUGGUCUCUAGAAAUACCAGGACAGCUUGGAAGAGGACUCACAUGUGGUCUAGCUACAUAAUUAGGGGCUUCAUCUGAGCUCCUGAGACUGUAGUUUUUAUGAUAUGAUAUUUGACUGUCAAAAAAUAGGCUAAAAUCACUAUGCAAAAAAUGAGCAGGUAAGUGUCUGAUGAAUCUAAAUCUACUAUGAACAAACAAACAGAUACCUCAGGAAAAGUGCGUGUACAGCCCAAAUGUACAAUGUAAUUGUUACUCUUCCACUUUGUUCCAUGUAGCCUGACUGUAUGAUAUAUGAAAUUAUUGGUAGCCUCUAGGUUUGGAGCAGCUUGAGUUUGUUUAAAUUCCUUCCUAGGAAGUUUCUGUGUACACUGUCAAAGUCACAGUGUGAGUCAUAAGAUGAAGCAGUUGACGUGGUGUUUCAUGCUCCCUGAGCCUAACUUGAGAGGCACAGAAGGACUUAGGCAGGUCUUUCACGUUAUGUGGGCUCUGGCUCCUUCAGUAUUGUCUUGAUUACUGAGUCUUUUUUUGUGUAAUAGUAGAUUCCCACUCUUCCUUCAAUCUUAUUGAUGAUAAAUACCUUAGGAUGCAUCCUGUAUGAUAGGCAUAAAGCAGUGGUCCCCAACCUUUUGGCACCAGGAAUGGUUUUGUGGAAGGUAAUUUUUCCACAGACCAAGGUGUGGGAGUGCUUUCGGGAUGAUUCAAGAGCACUACAUGCAGGCUCACCUGCUGCUGUGAGCCUGGUUCCUAACAGGCUCCGACGGUACUGAUCCACAGCCUCGGGGUUGGGGACCCCUGGCAUAAAGCAUUUAGGAUACUUGCUGGCCUUUUCCAAGAAAUGGCCAUUUUAACUUAUUUGAGGAAACAACAGUAAUUAUUUUAAUAUUUUUGUAUCUUUUGUUCCUUAACUUUAUGAUUAUAUGAUUUUUUUAUAUAUCACUUAAUUUGUGAUGCACAUAAUAUUUAUGUGAAUCUCAGAAUCUGUCACAAUAGAAAAGUAGGAAUUACAGUUGGAGGGAACAUUAGGGGAUAAAAAUGAACUCCAAAUGUUUUAUUCUCAUCUUCAUUAAUUAUUUUUGCAGGAAAAGCUAAAAACUCUGUUGUAGUGACUACAUUUACUUAUUUAUAUUUUUAGUUUUUUCAUACUUAUUUAAUUUUUUUAGGAUAUUUGCUUUAAUAUUGUUUCUUAAUAUGAAAACUGUAUGAGUAUUUUAAAAGUAAAAUCCCUAAGAUGGUAGGUAUGUUUUUAAACAUUCACAAAUUAACAAUAUAUUUUUAAAAUUUUUAUUAGGUUCUGGACCACUCUAGCUUAACCAUUUCUAAAUUUCCAGGUGACUCAUUAACAAAACAGAAAAAAAAUUAUGGUAGUAUCAUGAAAUUUAUUCUUUUAAUUUUACCAUUCUCAUUUCUUAAUUGACCUUAUCUUAUAUGUGUGUAUAAAUAGGCUGGACACAACUUUGCUUUGUCACCAGCAGGGCGCAGGUGUUGGCACAUGUGGAAAUCUGGCACAAGAAACAGGAAAUUAGCACAGAGGUUUUCCUGCAGUAAAAGGGCUCUCGUUUGAUUUUAUGUUCAAAACUAUAAAAUGCACUUUUGUCUUACAACCUUUGAAAUGUCUAAACGUUGCCCUUUGGAAAACCUGAGCCUUUGCACAUGUUAUUUCCAGACUCUACCUCAGUUAACCAGGCUUAGUUUUAGGCAGGGAGGAAUAGAAACUAUUUAAACUCAGCUCAUCAUCCACGCAGAUUUGUGUGUUUAAGUAUUCCCUUCUUUCUCCUCUUGACCUCUUUCCAUUGACUUUUUACUUUAACCCUGAAAUCUUUAUUUAAAAUAUUUGUCUUUCUUUCUCUGUCAAAGCCACAUAUUCAAAUUAAGCUUCUGUGAAAUGUCCGAAUUACCCCUUCUGUCUUUGUUAUGACCAGCUUUGUUACAUACACGUCCUCCUAGUUUCUCACAGCUUCAUAAAUACAAGCUAACUUGACAGCAUGAAAAGUCUGGGAACCUAAUUUGUUUUCAUUGUCUUAAGAACCUAAAUACUUAAUGAAAACACACAGGAUGGACACACAUUAUUCGGAUUGUGGAUGAAGCAGAGUCACCUCCAGUUCUUAUGGUGUGGACAGUGUCCAGCAAGAUCACUUACGUUACGAUGGUGUGUGUGUUGAGAUUUUUGUUUCAGUGUUUGUCUCCCAGUAUUUUGAACCUAAUUUAAAGAAGAUAUUUCUAAACUGUAUUUAUUAAAUGUGAUUUUCCUUACAUUUUGUGCUGCUAACUUUGCUGUGUCAUGAGCUUACUUGUGUCUGUGCAUAGGUUGUAAUUUGGUAAUAAAUAUUUAGAGUAUUUC
Artibeus jamaicensis (Jamaican fruit-eating bat) is the source of this 10581-nucleotide messenger RNA. It is a transcript of the gene KATNAL1, whose product is annotated as katanin catalytic subunit A1 like 1. The transcript is spliced from 9 exons. Gene Ontology annotation, biological process: microtubule severing. Bases 522 to 1721 code for a protein of 399 amino acids. Gene Ontology annotation, molecular function: microtubule binding; microtubule severing ATPase activity; ATP binding. The record is from RefSeq and is a predicted model, not a curated record. NCBI's taxonomy places the organism in Eukaryota, Metazoa, Chordata, Mammalia, Chiroptera, Phyllostomidae. Gene Ontology annotation, cellular component: microtubule cytoskeleton; microtubule.